AUGGCAUAUAUUUGCAAAAUUUGCAAAAAAGAAUUUAAAACUUCACAAGGUUAUAGAAAUCACAUAAAAUCAUUAGAACAUAAACUUAAACCUUUAAAUGAUAUUAUGAAUAACUAUACUUCAAGACAAAUUCAAUUUAAUAAUGAACAAAAAAACUUUAUAGAAAUAUACUCAAUAUCGAAUGAAGAAAGCAAAAAUUCUAAUUUAGAUUUAUUAAUUUAUUCUUCAAGCAAUUCAAGCAAUAGAAUAAUUAUAACUAAUAAUGAAGAAUUGGUUAGUGAUAUUAACAAAAGAAAUUCUAUAAAUGAAGAUAAUUAUAACUAUAUGAAUGAAAGUAGUGAUAACUAUGAACUUGAUUCAAGUUUUAAAAUAUCUAAUGAAUCAAAGUUACUUAAUAAUGCAUUUAUAGAUUUUAUGAAUGUAGUAGAUAAAUAUAAUAUUAGCAAUAAGGCAGGAGAUGCUUUUCUUAAAGUAUUUAGAAAAUAUUCAUCCUGA
Molecule: messenger RNA, 495 nt
Organism: Racocetra persica
Lineage: Eukaryota; Fungi; Glomeromycota; Glomeromycetes; Diversisporales; Gigasporaceae
Source: the annotation of a GenBank genome assembly